Molecule: messenger RNA, 1242 nt
Organism: Sclerotinia sclerotiorum 1980 UF-70
Lineage: Eukaryota; Fungi; Ascomycota; Leotiomycetes; Helotiales; Sclerotiniaceae
Exons: 2
Coding region: 1-1242 (413 amino acids)
Source: RefSeq, a predicted model, not a curated record
AUGCGCAGAAGGGUGGUAGAAAAUAUUGAAAGCAACUGCGAGUCGGUCAGUAUGGAUAUCGCCGGUCCAGCCUUUUAUAAGAUCAAUACAGAUGACAUUAAAAAGCCUGAUGUUAUGCAAAUUGAUGAACCUGCUGCAGGUGAAAAAGAUCCGAAGAAACGACCAGUGAAGGACGAGGUGCAUCAAAGACGAGAGAAACACCGGCCCAAAAGACAGGAGACGAUGCGAGAAAAAGUGCAGCAUACAAGCAACCUCGAACGUCUCUCCAUAAAAGGCCAGCCGAAUCAGAUCGCACGAUUGCAAGAGGAGAACUUCAGUGCUCUUAGAAGACAAAUCGAGCAAGCGAAGGUCAUUUUGGACAACAUCCCCUUGAAGGAAUGCAUUCAAGAGACAGAAGUGGAGACCGCACUCCUGAUCUAUAAACUUUAUUGUCAUAUGGAAAAGGAGAUAAUCGCUUUACACUCUACCCCUAGGUUACUAUCAUAUGGCGUAAUGGUGGAAAAAAUCGUACGAAUCAAACAGAUAUUGAAGGAUAAUUAUGGUAUGGACGAACUCGAAAAUGAAGGCUAUGUGCAGGAAAAUACUGUCCAUUUCACAUACAAAGCAACCCUAAACAUCGAAAAAAGAACGAGAUUCCUUUCUGCUCUCCCAAUUGCCAAAACGGAUGCAGCUAAGAGGCUCAUAAAUCAUGGAUUACAUCCAAGGAAAUUUUGCGAUUUGUGCAGCAAAAUCAACAUUACCCAUAUCACCCUCAAUCAUAACUCAGAAUACGAAAUGCUUCUCCACCAAGAGAGAUUCGUUCAAGCAGCGGCCAUCAAUCAUACUUGGGAGAAGCGAGAGACCAACAAUGAAAAUACUACACCAGACUUCAAGGGUUGUAGAGUUCGCGCCCAACGCAGCUUGCGAGAUUCAGGAAAGGAGUUCUUCGAAAUGUUCGAGGAUGUAAUUGACACUAAACCCCUUUACGAUGGUAGUAGUAAGCGAGGGAUGAAAUAUGGUGAAAAUUGCAUGGCAUAUCUCUGCUAUGUGGAAGCUAAGCAGGCCAAUGUAGAGGAAAAGCGAGCGUGCUGGAAAGCUUGCCGUACGCACCGAGCAUUUUCAGAGUGGAAAGAUAUUGAUAUGGAAGUAAGAGAUCUGUCUGGCUUGGGUAACUUAAGACGAGAGAUAUCUGCUAUUAGAAUGGUGUUGAUUCGUUCUUUGAACAAUUCAGAGCAGAGCAAGAAGAUUAAGAACAAAUGCUGA